Hylaeus anthracinus is the source of this 1762-nucleotide messenger RNA. RefSeq lists its product as uncharacterized. The record is from RefSeq and is a predicted model, not a curated record. The transcript has 3 exons. Bases 797 to 1762 code for a protein of 321 amino acids. Lineage: Eukaryota; Metazoa; Arthropoda; Insecta; Hymenoptera; Colletidae.
CUAUGUAGGAUAUUCGUAUCAAGGAUCUCAAUUGAUAAAAUUCAACGAUUUAAUUAAAAAUACAAGAAACAAAUCCAAAGAAUAUAAAAUAAAACCGCAUUUAAUAAUCCAUGUUGCAUGCAAAGCAAAUUCAUUUUAAAUAUAUUAUGUUCAUGCAUUUUUCUUUUUUUUUUUUAAUCUUAUAUUUAUAUCUUAUAUGGUUUAUAAAAAAGAUGGACUUUUUUGCCAUUUCAGAAUAUCAAAUUUUAUUUGGUGUUUUGUGCCUAAAUAUAUAUAAUUUAUAUAUACGCUUAUAAUAUUAUAAAUAACAUUAAUAUGAACAACAAAAAAACAAAAAUAUAAAAAAACAACAAAAAACAAAUUAAAAAUAUGUAAAAAUAUAUACAAGAUACAAAAAAACAGAAAGGAGCCACAAUACUGCUACGUUUACGUUGUUGAUUCCGAGUAACGCAAAAGGUGGUUGCAUACGUAUAUGUAUGAGGGAACGAGUGCACGUAAGGGUGCGUGCGCGGGUGUGCAAGCGUGUGUGCGUGAGUGUGUGUGUGCGGAUAUAGUAUAUUACCGAUAUAUUAUAUUACAUGUCUCGUUCUCGAUGAUAAUAUUGUAGUUAUGCUUGUCAUGCUUCACAUCACAACGUUCAGCGCAUAUCGAACAUGAAUCUGGCACUUUUCCGUUACUUACUUCUCACUAUUUAUGUCCCUAGCUUCAUAUUGUUUCGUUGUGCCGAAGCAUCGAGAACGUUUUUUAGCGUAGCGCUCAAAAAUUAAGAUAAAUUAUAGGAAGAGCUUAUUGAGAUAUGUCUGACAUAAAGAAGAAGAAGCGGUCAAGAUCUAAAUCACGAGAGGACCAUCAUUCUAAACGAAGACAUGAUGAGAAAUUUGAUAAUUUACAGAAACAGUUAGAUAACCUAACUAAAAUGGUAGAGACGCUAGCGAAUUCACAAAAGGAGAAUUCGCAGAGUCUACCUGCAAAAAAUAUCAGAAUUGACGAGGAAAAUAAGGAUAAUAAUAAUCCCGAUUUAGAUGAAAGUGAAGAAGAAUUAUUAGAAAAUUCUGAGCCAGAAACGUUAAAUAAUAGUGCUUUGGAGAUAUUGGGGAUAGAUCCCAAUGAUUCAAAAUUCAAAAAGGUGAAAUAUCAUCCGGAACUAAAGAAUACGUGGUUGAAAUGGAAAAAUGAAGGUCUACCAGAAAAGAAUAAAAAGCAAAUUCUGGAACUUUAUAAUAGAAAAGGAGAAUUUUAUACCGAAGCUCCUAAUUUAAAUCUGGAGAUAAGUCCAUUGCUUUCAGAAAUUGCUAAAAAGAGGGACCAGCAUUUUAUGGAAACGCAAAAUUGCGUGGGCACGGCCAUAGCUGCCUUAGGAGCUGCGGUCUCUAUGUUGAUAGAGCACCCAGAGGACGGUUUAGAUAAGAAUUCGGUGGCAAGAAAAUCUUUUAUUACACCGCAGUUAAAUAAAAGUGUAAAACCAAUGGUGGAUACGAUGUUUUCCAAUGAAUGGCUUUAUGGUGAUAAUCUGAAGGAUAAAGUCAAGGAUGUCAAAGAGAUAGAAAAGGCUUGUGCGAAUAUCAAGGACAAGCCCCCACAAAAAUAUAUACCAAGGGCACGAGAGCAGGGAAACUGGAAAUACCCACCUGCGGGAUACCGACAGGUGGGUCAACAUCAGAGGCGUCGACAGAUAAAAUUCAAGACACGGUCAUACAGGACCUCGCAGAGUUCAACCAAGUUGACACCGCAGACGACGAACCAAUUAUCGUUGAAGAAAUAA